AUGGGGGAUACGAGAGACAUCUGUCCUCACCUGGAUUCCAUAGGAGAGGUGACCAGGGAUGAUCUGCUGCUCAAAUCCAAGGGAACUUGCCAGUCUUGUGGAGCUGUGGGACCAAAUCUCUGGGCUUGUCUGCAGAUUGGUUGUCCUUAUGUUGGUUGUGGGGAGUCCUUUGCUGACCACAGCACACUUCACGCGCAGGCCAAAAAGCACAACCUGACGGUGAACCUGACCACCUUCCGCGUCUGGUGUUACGCCUGUGAAAAGGAGGUGUUCUUGGACCAGCGGCUGGCCACGCACACGCAGUCACCGCCAGCGAAGUUCACUGAACCGGAUUCUCCAUUGCCUGCUCACCCUCUGAAAGCUGUUCCGAUUGCAGUGGCUGAUGAAGGCGAAUCUGAAUCAGAGGAUGAUGAUUUGAAACCAAGAGGCCUUACUGGAAUGAAAAAUCUUGGGAACUCCUGCUACAUGAAUGCAGCACUUCAGGCUCUCUCUAACUGCCCACCUCUCACCCAGUUUUUUCUGGAAUGUGGCGGACUGGUCCGUACAGACAAGAAACCAGCGCUGUGCAAAAGCUACCAGAAGUUGGUGUCUGAGGUUUGGCAUAAGAAACGCCCAAGCUAUGUUGUUCCCAGCAGUCUGUCCCACGGAAUUAAGCUCGUCAACCCCAUGUUCCGAGGCUACGCACAGCAGGACACGCAGGAAUUCCUGCGGUGCCUGAUGGAUCAGCUUCAUGAAGAACUGAAGGAACCAGUUGUUGCAGAGACGAGGGAUUUGGAUACCAGUGACCAGGAUGACAAGCGAGAGGGUGACCGAAGUCCUUCGGAGGAUGAGUUCCUCUCCUGCGACUCCAGCAGUGACAGGGGGGAAGGGGAUGGGCAAAGUCGGACCACAGGGGGCAUGGGCAGCAGCUCCCUGGCAGAGACAGAGCUGUUGAUCCAGGACGAAGCAGGGAGAGGGAUCUCUGAGAAAGAGAGGAUGAAGGACAGAAAGUUCUCCUGUGGCCAUCGGCGCAGCAACUCGGAGCAGGUGGAUGAGGAUGCAGAUGUUGAUACGACUCUGAUGCCAGUUGAUGGCAGAGCCUCACCUGAGAUGCUGCCAGCUCCCCGCUCUGCCAGCCCUUGUAGGACACCAGAACCUGACAAUGACGCCUACGUGCGCUGCUCCUCACGCCCCUGCAGUCCAGUCCAUCAUGAAAUGCACUCCAAGCUCUCUAGCAGUCCUCCUCGCUCCAGUCCUGCCAGGCUUGGACCUUCCUACGUACUCAAGAAAGCCCAGAUGCAGGCUUCCGGGAAAAAGAAGAAAGAACUUCGUUAUCGCAGUGUGAUUUCGGACAUCUUCGACGGCUCCAUCCUCAGCCUGGUGCAGUGCCUCACCUGCGACAGAGUUUCUACGACGGUGGAGACAUUCCAGGACCUGUCACUCCCAAUCCCAGGGAAGGAGGACUUGGCCAAGCUGCACUCUGCCAUCUACCAAAACGUGCCAGCUAAGACGGGGGCCUGUGGGGACAACUAUGCCUCCCAAGGCUGGAUUGCUUUCAUCAUGGAGUAUAUCCGGAGAUUUGUGGUGUCCUGUAUCCCUAGCUGGUUUUGGGGUCCUGUUGUGACGCUGGAGGAUUGUCUUGCUGCCUUUUUUGCAGCGGAUGAGUUGAAAGGGGACAACAUGUACAGUUGUGAACGGUGUAAAAAACUGCGCAAUGGAGUAAAGUACUGCAAAGUCCUCCGGCUGCCAGAGAUCCUUUGCAUCCACUUGAAGCGGUUUCGGCACGAGGUGAUGUAUUCCUUCAAGAUCAACAGUCACGUCUCCUUCCCCUUGGAAGGGCUGGAUCUGCGACCUUUCCUAGCCAAGGAGUGCGUCUCCCAGAUCACCACCUACGAUCUCCUGUCAGUCAUCUGUCACCAUGGCACAGCAGGCAGCGGGCAUUACAUAGCCUACUGCCAGAACGUGAUCAACGGCCAGUGGUACGAGUUUGACGACCAGUAUGUCACUGAAGUCCACGAGACGGUGGUACAGAACGCAGAAGCUUACGUCCUGUUCUACAGGAAAAGCAGUGAAGAAGCUGUGCGGGAGCGUCAGAAAGUUGUGUCCCUUGCCAGCAUGAAGGAGCACAGUUUACUCCAGUUCUACAUCUCUCGAGAGUGGCUCAAUAAGUUCAACACCUUUGCUGAGCCUGGCCCCAUCACCAACCACACCUUUCUGUGCUCUCACGGAGGGAUUCCUCCUAAUAAAUACCACUACAUUGAUGACCUGGUUGUGAUUCUGCCCCAAAACGUGUGGGAAUAUCUCUACAACAGGUUCGGGGGCGGCCCUGCUGUGAACCACCUGUACGUGUGCUCCAUUUGCCAAGUGGAGAUUGAAGCGCUGGCCAAACGCAGGCGGGUUGAAAUCGACACCUUCAUCAAGCUGAACAAGGCUUUCCAGGCGGAGGAGUCUCCAAGUGUCAUCUACUGUAUCAGCAUGCAGUGGUUCCGGGAGUGGGAAGCUUUUGUCAAGGGGAAGGAUAACGAGCCUCCCGGCCCCAUUGACAACAGCAAGAUCGCGCUCACCAAAGCGGGGGGCCACGUGCAGGUGAAGCAGGGUGCCGACUACGGACAGAUUUCCGAGGAGACGUGGAUCUAUUUGAGCACGCUGUACGGCGGGGGCCCAGAGAUUGCCAUCAGGCAGAACGUGGCCCAGGUCCAAGAACUGGAAAACCUUCACGGGGAGCAGAAGAUUGAAGCGGAGACGCGGGCUGUGUGA
Leptosomus discolor (cuckoo roller) is the source of this 2736-nucleotide messenger RNA. RefSeq names its product ubiquitin specific peptidase 20 (gene USP20). The record is from RefSeq and is a predicted model, not a curated record. Gene Ontology annotation, biological process: protein deubiquitination. Gene Ontology annotation, molecular function: cysteine-type deubiquitinase activity; zinc ion binding. NCBI's taxonomy places the organism in Eukaryota, Metazoa, Chordata, Aves, Leptosomiformes, Leptosomidae.